This is a messenger RNA of Myodes glareolus (Bank vole), 2811 nucleotides long. NCBI's taxonomy places the organism in Eukaryota, Metazoa, Chordata, Mammalia, Rodentia, Cricetidae. The record is from RefSeq and is a predicted model, not a curated record.
UUUGUGUUCUUAUCAGAUCAGUAUUGUGCUGAAGUUAACACAUUUACCAGCCCUGCCAAGUUAUAGUCUUGACCUUUGUGAGUUUCCACUUAGUUCUACAUCUCGGAGAUUUUAUAUGAUGCAAGGAAUUGUGAUUGCAAUGACAACUGUAACCAAGUACACACAAGGUGCAAGAUUCCUCUGCUCAGAUGAAGCCUGCCCUCUUUCCAAAGGAUUUCAGUAUAUAAGAGUCCAUGUGCCUGGUGCUACCGAAUCUGCAACAGUAAGAAAUGACUUUUUGUGCAAUCUGUGUUCAUCUUCACUUCAAGAAGACAGAAAAUUUAGAGUACUUGGUGAUAAACAGAUAGUUGAAAUCAUUACCACAAAAGCACUUCAUGCUUUUCAAGGAGAUUGUAAAAAACAACCAUUUAGGUUUCAGUCACUUAGUAUUUUCCUAAGAGAUGAACUAGUGAAUAAAAUGAAAAUAGGAAAUGAAUAUAAAAUUAUUGGAAUUCCAGUCUGUAUCAAAACUUCACAAACUGCUCUCUGUGUAGAAGCAAAUAGUAUCACUCCUUACACAGCAACAGUUCCUUCAGGAAUUAGUGACAACUUUAGAUGUCUCCUGUCCUUGACUUCUGCCUCAUGCUGGAAAUUCACGGCAGUACUUGCCAACGUCUUUGCAGCACAGAUUGUUCCCCCUGGGACUUACAAUUUGCUCAAACUCUGUUUGCUGAUGGGUCUAGUACAGACAAGCGAUGGCAACAGGGACCCACAAGACUGUUUAGAUAUUUUAAUUAUAACCACUGACACUCUGCUUGUAGAUAGAAAUAAAUAUGGAACUGGAGCAGUGAGCAUUCAAGCCGGCAGUGCUCUGCUAGCUAAGGGUGGGGUCUGCUUCAUAGGAGACCUGGCAUCACAUAAGAAAGACAAACUCGAACAGCUUCAGUCAGUUUUGGAGAGCAGGAGCAUCACAGUGUUCAUCCCAGGAAAGAAGUUUGGGGAUGAUAUCGACCAGCAGAUGACUUUCCCCAUUCAGUGCAGUUUUUGGUCUUUCGUUGAUAUGGAUUCAUCUUCAAGGAGAACUGUGCAGAAAACCAGUGCUCCGAUUGGCCAGAUGGAUUGCAGUUUGAUUCCCGCUAAUCUUGUGGAGGCAUUUGGACUGUUGAUUCACUGCAAUGAAUCUUCUUCUUGCCACCCACUUCUUCCUACUGUGCAACAUACUUUAAAGAAAGCUAUGGAUCCCGAGGGGUUGCUUUACUUAGCUUCUAAACAGUUCACAACUGAAGAUUUUCAAAAGCUCCUGGCUUUUGCGCAGAAUUUGACUAUAGAAUUCAGCUUGGAGGCAGAAAGAAUGAUUCAUGGCUAUUAUCUAGCGAGUCGCAGAAUCAGAGCAGACUCUAUACACGGGUCGAAGCUGUCAGCAUCUGCAUUAAAAUACUUAGUUUCUUUAUCUGAAGCUCAUGCUCGACUGAACUUAAGGAAUAAAGUACUCAAAGAAGAUGUACUGAUUGCAGCCUUAUUGUUUGAAAUGUCUCUCACAUUGAAAUAUGGGGCCAGUGCAUUCUGUGUUGCUCCCAAUGCAUUGUUUCCCUUCGAACUGUAUGACGAAGAGUAUUUAGAGCAGAGAGACCUCUACCUGACUCAGUGCCAGCAGCAGCUCCAGCAGUUCAUCGUCACAUGUGGGCCUGGGGCAGCUCUCUUUUCUACUGACGAGUAAAGCAAUCUGAGCAAAGGGUUUCUUUCCCCGCCUCUGUCAACCUUGGUUAACUGUGUGAGUGACUUUGAAGUAAUGCUCAGCUGGGUACGGCCUCAAGGUAUCUAGCAGAAUGUCAUUCUGAGUACGAAAUGUGGCCCCUCCAUAAUUAACACAUAAUCCAAGUAUCCAAAACCAACAAAACUUUUUAUUUAAACAUUGAAUUACCAAGGAGAGUCACCUCAAAACUUCCUGGUUACCCGUGUAUCAAAGAUAUACACACAGUAGAGAACAUUGCAGUGUGAAAAAAGGUAGAUACCAUGCUUAACUUACAAAACUGAUGAGUUCAAAUCACAAUUUUUAUAACCCAGUCCUAAUGUAAGGCCUUUUGAUAUAUUAUCAAGUGCAUUAUGGGUAUAUUGUUUUAUACGCCCAAGUAUGAAGUCAAGGAAAGAUGUGGACAUCUUAUACCUUUUACACAACCAAUGACUUUUGACAACUAUUUGCUCCUGGGGGCGAAUGGUCUUCCUGCCUCCAAUUAGCUGGUCUACAGGGUACUACAGUGCCUGACUUUUGUAUUACUAGGUACUGGCUCUGAUGAGCAAGUUAACAACAGUGCAUACAAAUUAAUACCUGUUUGUGUCUUUUCAUGUGUGAAAGCUAAACCAACCCCCACCUCCCACCAAAACAAACACACAGUACCUCUCACACCACAAAGUCCUAGCAUUAGGAACUUUUUCAUUUUCCUGGGGAUCAAACCCAGGGCCUUGUGCCAGUUAAGCAACCACUUCCUCAGCCCUUAAUACAAAGGCUUUUAAAUGUCCUAAGUCAUCAGAAUGUUGAUGUAUUCUUUAUUUACUAAACCCAGGAACUCAAGAGGCUAAAAUUUUAAGUCUUUACUCAAAGAAAUCCAGUUUCAGACUUGUCAAGUGACUUCCCACACUGUACCUCAGCUACUGGACCAGACAGACUGCCAAGCAAUCUAUGGACAAGGAAAAUGAAGCUCAUGAAAGACGUGCACUUGACUGUGAGAACGACGCUCUAAAGACACACAUUUAAAGAAAUUACUGCCCACAACAGUUGCGGUUUAUUUCUACAUAAUUUAUUGUUGAUUACUAUCAAAUAAAACACUAACUCAU